AUGAGUAGUCGAAUCGGAAGAGUCUAUGAUCGUCCGAUGGAUCGGCGUUCCCGUUCAUCAUCCGCCCAUCCUCCUCAACCAUACCACGCUAUUUCUGAGGUCUACACCAAGGAAAUCACCCAUCACCCGAUUGGUCCCGCUUCUGAAUACCCUCCAGAAGUCAUCGAGAUGUUGAGGGAGGAGCCACGGGCGCCCCAUACUGAAGGCUCAGCUGAGGAGAGAACUCAUACACCACCGUUGAUUAGAAGCCGAGAAAACACGUGGACACCUGAAAACUUUCCGAUCGUUCGUGUACCAUCCGCCCAGUUUACUGAUAUUAUGACGGAGCUCUAUGACUAUCAUGAAGUGGAGGAGAAGUACACCCGUCGUUCAGUAACUCCUGAUCCAGCACCUCUCCGAUCCCCACCAACCUAUCAAGUCAUCCCACCGACUCCUGAGAAAACAACGCCACGUCAUCAUCAAGGAAUCCCGCUGACGACGUCCGAGAAGAAGCCUCUUCCAAUGUAUGAAGAAUAUGUGAAAAUGCAGAGAGACGAGAAUCGAAAUGUUCCAAGACCCAAGUCUCCAUCUUCAGGAGCUUCUGAAUCCAAUAGGGUCAAUAACAAUGAGAAACUCCGUCACAUUGACUCGUCCUCUUCUGAAUCUGUGACAGAUUCUGAGGCCACUAUUCAGAAUUCUGGAGAUGUAAAGCAUCCAGAAGACUCGGGAAAACGUUACGUGUAUACUCAUGAUGUCUACGUGGAUUCAACAACUGGGAGACCGUUUACACCUGGGAGAGAAGAUGUUCAGGAGAAGAGGAAUUGUGAUAAGUUUAAGCUGAAUGUCUACUUCAAACCUCCCCACCCUCCAGUCGAAGAAUUCUACAAAUUAGACGAAAUUGAAAUUGAGAAGCAAGAGGGCAUUGUUCUCCCGACGCUCCGCCCCUCGCGUUCCUCGACUAUAUUAUCUCGAAGUGCCUCGUCCAAUCCAUCAGUUCCAAUGGAUCAUCGUCGUGCUAUUCCGACUCGCACUUCUGUUCUUCGUAAGGAACACGAGAUUCUUACUGUUCCACUGAACAGAAGUCAAUCUGUGAGACAAUCGAGGAUCUCCGAGCAGAGUAGACGUUCCACAUCGAAAACCGUCACCGAACGUUCGAUCCCAGUCCACCUGGAGGACACCCAAUCCAUCAAUAUGGAUGAAAUUUUCCCGAAAAUGCCACAUCCACAAACUGUCACCAAUGUCCAUCAUCAACACCCGCAAAGUCGAUCUUCAACUAUUUCGAGAGCUCCAGAAGUUCGAGGAUCCAUCGAUAAGGGAGACUACCCACGUCAACAUCGUACUCCAUCAGUAGUCUCUAGAAAUACCGUGCCAGUUCAUUCGGGUACCCCGGAUCUUCCAUUUACGAGAGGAAUCUCCAAGACGCCAAGUGUUCAGGACUACAAAGCUAAACGACCAUCCGAACGCUCACCAAGCUUCCUUUCUUCCCAUGCUCCGUCGCAUAAAACUACUGAAAGAUCCCCGUCCGAAGUCCGCAUUCCAGUGACCGUACAGUCAACAGCUCCAAUAUCUCAGCAUAGACCUCACGAGAAGCCUCAUGAGAAGCGCCCGAGCCCGGAAGAAUUGGAUUAUGGACGAUUCCCAAAUGGCCAAUCUCGUUAUCCAGGAGACCACGUGAGGGAUCUACAGUAUACCAGAGGAGUCUCCAAGACACCCAGUGAUAAGGAUUACCGAGUGGAGAGAACACCACCAUCAACUGUUCAUAUUCCAUACAACAAUCCGGAAAAAGAGAGAGCCUACCAAGCCGCCAAAUCCAUUCCAUCUGCCAGGUCCUCGUAUAGAUCUGAAACCAACAAGUCACUGGCUCCAUCUGAGAGGUACAGUAACCGAGUACCUCACGAAGAGACUCCAGAACUACCAUUCACUAGAGGCAUCUCGAAAACUCCGAGCGAUACGGAAAAGAGAAGUCCAUCGUCAACAGUGCAUAUUCCAUUCAAUGAUCCGGAGAAGGAAAGAGCCUACCAACAAUCCCAAGCUUCUCCAAAACAUCGCCCGUCUGGAAGGACCCAAUCGCCAUCAAAGCCACGUGUCCGCUCUCCUAGUGCCAAGGCGAGACCCACGUCACAGGGACCAUUCGAAGAGAUAGUGCACAUAAAGGAGAGAUACGAGAGAGACGAGACGAUUCGCCGCUUUUUCCCGACUACAACUACCGUUUAG
Caenorhabditis remanei is the source of this 2193-nucleotide messenger RNA. RefSeq lists its product as uncharacterized. The transcript is spliced from 15 exons. The record is from RefSeq and is a predicted model, not a curated record. The coding region runs from base 1 to 2193 and encodes 730 amino acids. Lineage: Eukaryota; Metazoa; Nematoda; Chromadorea; Rhabditida; Rhabditidae.